CUCUCCUCCUCCUCUCCGGUGUGUUGCAACGCAGCUCCGGCUCAGUUCCCGGUGGAGAUUUUUCUGGUUGGAAAUCUUUUGUGUCUCCUGCUUCUUUCUUUCUGUCGCGACCAUGAAGCUUUCCGGCGGCUCUUUCAAACCUUCCUCCCUCUGAGAAGCCCGCAGGACCUUCAGCUUUCCACAUCUAUUGGACAACAAGGGGAAGAAGUCCAAAAUGUCCUCCAGCAGUAAAAAUGACCAGUGCCAAAUAUGUGGCGGAGCUCUCCAGGGAAACCAACGGCGCUGGCUGUUUGGGGGCCAGAAUAAGAAGACUGGUCAGCCUCAGACCCCAACAGGGUCCCUGAGAGGAGGGAGCCGGUCCCAGUCAUCACAGAGCAGCUCCUGGGGCAGCACGUUAUCUCUUGGUUCCUCUGUUUCUCUCUCCAAGUCCCUGAUGUCCGUGAGCUCCCCCUCCAAGAGCGUGGAUCUGCUCGCGGUGUUGACCCACAUACUGGGGCAGUCUGUACCACGGGGCGGCGGGCAGGGGGAGUUUGUGUGUGGCAAAUGUGUGUGCCUGCUAGAACGCGUGUUCAAGUUUGACACGGUCAUAGCCAGGGUGAGGGUGCUUUCGUCUGAGCGCCUUCAGAAGCUGACACAGGAGAGGGAUAAAAUCAGACAGUGGGUGCGCCAAAACUACUGCCAGAGGCAUCUGCAGGACUUUCAGAGCAGAAGCAGCACCAGCGAGGAGGAAGGUGAGGUGGAGAAGGAAGGCUACAGGGAGAUGCUCAAGGAAAACAUGGCGCUCUCAGAGUACGAGUGCUGGUCAGAGAAGUGGGACACGUGUCCGUAUUUUAUCAGAACGGGGAAAAGAUGCAGAAAAGGGAAGGGGUGCGAAGGCUGCGAUUCCUUACGGGUGUCCGACUCGGAUUAUGAGUCAGUUUGUGGGGUUCCUCGUCACAUGCCUUUCCAGCCCUUUUCCCCGUUGUCCCAGGACAGAUCCCAGAGCGUGCCCCUCCACUGGCAGAGGGUGCCAUCCGUCAACUCCAGCCCAGCCUCGCUGGCAGGGUCCAGUCUCUCGUUACGAGCUCCUUCCCGCACGGAGUCCAUUCAGUCUCUUGAUUCUCUGGAUGGGAAUGACCCCUUUGAUUCAACGAGUGACCAGUCAGUCAACUUCAUGCUGAGAGAGCUGAGAAGUAUUGGAGGGAAGCCGGUCAGUUCGCCAUCAGGGAGUAAGAUCCCCAUUCUGGGCAAAAGGGAUGGGAGGUACCUGGGAAAAAUCGAGGAGACUGCAUCACCCACAGUGACCAGGGUGCUGAACUUCAGGGAAGUGGAGAACGGAGGGGAUGAAAUGGAUGAAGAGGAUGGGGAUGUCCUGACACUGCUGAGGGACGAGUUCAUGCCUCUUCACAGAGAGAAGACUACUGCUAGAGUCCAUCAUGGUAUCAGGCACCUAAAAGACAAACUUGACCAAGCUGCGUCCCGCAUCAGGACCCUGGAGGCCGAGCUGAAACAUGGGAGAAGCAAACAAGUGGAAGUCAACGGAUCACAAGACUGGGCCCCUCUGGUCCAGGAAAAGGAGGCUGGCAGUUCCCUGCUGCAGAGCCUCGGCCUCUCCCUGCACAGCCGCGAGCGUCUGAUCCAGGAGUGUACGGGUCUGAUCAGCAGGCUGUGUGUGGAGGAGGGAGCUGGGACUGAGCUGGCCAACAAGCUGACUGAGAAACUGACUGAGAACUUGAGAGAGAUUAUCUCUGACAACAAGGCUGCGCUGGAGGCUCUGAGGUCUGAAAUGACUGAAAAAGAGAAGAGCAUGGAGAACGAGAUCGAGGCUCUGAGGAAGGCUGGACGAGACCGAGAGAGAGACCUGGACACCCUCAACGCUGUGCUGCAGUGCAACCAGGAUGUCAUCAGUGACCUGCGGGUGGCUCUGGGAGAGAAGGAGCAACUGCUGAAGGAGGUGGAGAAAGAGAGGGAAUUGUGGAGGCAGAGGGACGGGGCCCUCACUGCUGUCCUGCAGGAGAAGGAGGCUCUGAUCCGCACCUUCAAAGAGCAGCUGGAGAAAGGGGUGGAGGCUCUCUCAGAUUCUGUGACUGGCCAGCAGUCAGGAGGGGGCGGGGCUGAACUGGCAGCUAUGUUGAAGGAUCAAGAGGAAAGCAGCGCCACCUUGUGCCAGGAGGUCACCAAGCUUACCACGACCCUGCGGGAAUACCAGGACAUGGUGCAGAGUCAGCAGGAGAGUCACAGUCGGACGGUGUCCUCUCUGACAGCUCAGCUCAGAGACGCUCGGCAGGAGCUGAGGGAGAAGGAGAAGGAGAAGAAGGAGGCGGACCGAGCGCUGCGGAACGACAGGGAGGACAGAGAGCGAGGCGAGAGGAGACUCAGGGACAGCCUGGAGAAGAGGGACAAACUCAUCGAGCAAAUCCUUUUGGAUGCUGAGGAGCGGGACCAUCUGUUCAGAGAGCUGCAGCAGAACCUGCAGAACAAACGUGAACCUUUGACGGCCGUCAAACACACACUGUGAUGGAGGAAGAGGAGGAGGAGCCAGGCUGACACACUGUACCGACACCAUGCAAACUCACUGCACAAAGACAGAGGAGCACUUUGCACUUUCCUCACCUCCUUUGUGCCUCCUGAGCAUAUUUAUCGUGGUGUACAUUAAGUCUAUUUAUAUUUAUCCGCGCAGAUUAAUGAGACUUGAAGGAAAGAACUGCUUUUCUCUGUGGAGUGAGUGAGACGGUGUGAUUGUUUUCUGGAUGGGGAAAUGUCAUGUCUGGGCUCUCGUAGCUGGACGUUUAAUACUUGAUUCAGAAACGAGCAGAUUACUGUAUAAAUGUGAUUUUGAAUGUAACGGGUUUAGGCAGUGAGAUCAUUUCAUGCAGCGGGAACAUUUCUGAAUGGUGUGAUUGUCCUUUAGGACAGGAGCGGGCACAAUAUCGCUUUAAAAGUUUUUUUGUUUUUUGUUUUUUGCCUAAUUCUAAUCUUUAAAGCUCUUUAUGGUGGCGUCUUGUAUUCAUCUUUUUUUCCCUUAGUACAGAACUGCCUAGUUGUUGUUUACAGUGCUGAUGUCGCGCUUUGUGGAGGUGGAAACGUGCAACCAAAGAAAUGUUUUUAACUGUUUUAAUUUUCCAUUUUUCGUUGUCUCGCUUUCUAUUUUUCUGGAAUUAUUUUCAACCGUCUUUAGUGUUUACAUGUCUCAUAUUGUUGGUCGGGGACUGAGACAUUUUUUUCCCCCAUUUUUUUGCCUUUUAGCUCAAGAGGAUUAAAAACUCUGAUCCAAAUAAGUUAAGUCUGCAGUUCUUGUUAUUUUAAACUGCAUUUCAACUUGUCCUUCCUUAAAGGGACAUUUCACUCCAGAAUUAAAGUUCAAUAUGUUUAC
Molecule: messenger RNA, 3352 nt
Organism: Oreochromis aureus
Lineage: Eukaryota; Metazoa; Chordata; Actinopteri; Cichliformes; Cichlidae
Product: golgin subfamily A member 3
Exons: 11
Coding region: 215-2497 (760 amino acids)
Source: RefSeq, a predicted model, not a curated record